Molecule: messenger RNA, 5730 nt
Organism: Loxodonta africana (African savanna elephant)
Lineage: Eukaryota; Metazoa; Chordata; Mammalia; Proboscidea; Elephantidae
Gene: XPA
Product: XPA, DNA damage recognition and repair factor
Exons: 7
Coding region: 23-868 (281 amino acids)
Biological process (GO): nucleotide-excision repair, DNA damage recognition; base-excision repair; UV-damage excision repair
Cellular component (GO): nucleotide-excision repair factor 1 complex
Molecular function (GO): damaged DNA binding
Source: RefSeq, a predicted model, not a curated record
CUGCGGUCGGAGGACGUCCGAGAUGGCGUCCUCCGAGAGAGCUUCGCUGGAGACAGUGGCUUUAGAACAGCCGGCGGAGCUGCCUGCCUCCGUGCGGGCGGGCAUCGAGCGGAAGCGGCAGCGGGCGCUGAUGCUGCGCCAGGCCCGGCUGGCCGCCCGGCCCUACCCGGCGACGGCGGCAGCGGCUACUGGAGGUGUGGUGAAUGUAAAAGCAAACCCGAAGGUAAUUGACACAGGAGGAGGCUUCAUUUUAGAAGAGGAAGAAGAAGAGGAACAUAAAAUUGGAAAAGUUGUUCAUCUACCAGGACCUGUUAUGGAAUUUGAUUAUACAAUAUGUGAAGAAUGUGGGAAAGAAUUUAUGGAUUCUUAUCUCAUGAACCACUUUGAUUUAGCAACUUGUGAUAACUGCAGAGAUGCUGAUGAUAAACACAAGCUUAUAACCAAAACAGAAGCAAAACAAGAAUAUCUUCUGAAAGAGUGUGAUCUAGAAAAGAGAGAACCAGCUCUUAAAUUUAUUGUGAAGAAGAACCCUCACCAUUCACAGUGGGGCGAUAUGAAACUCUACUUAAAAUUACAGAUUGUGAAGAGGUCUCUAGAGGUUUGGGGUAGUCAGGAAGCAUUAGAAGCAGCAAAGGAAGUUCGACAGGAAAAUCGGGAAAAAAUGAAACAGAAGAAGUUUGAUAAAAAAGUAAAAGAAUUGCGGCGAGCAAUAAGAAGCAGUGUGUGGAAAAGGGAAACAGCUGCACAUCAGCAUGAGUAUGGACCAGAAGAAAAUGUAGAAGAUGACAUGUACCGAAAGACUUGUACUGUGUGUGGCCAUGAACUGACUUAUGAGAAAAUAUUCUCCAGCGUAGAAAAUGGCAGUUAGGAAUCUCAGUGGUAUAGAACCAAAUUAAGUCUAAACAUUCUGAUGAGCAACAGUAGGGACGGACAAAAGGGCAUGAACUAAAAGGGACUACAGGUACACAGAGUCCUGACAAAUUUGACAAUGAUGUUCUUAAUGGAAAAUCCUUGUGGCUGAAAAGAGCAGUGUUUAUUAUCUAAUCAAAGGUUCCCACAAACCUGUAAGAAGAUCUGCUGGAGCCUCUCUAUACAGUUCUUAUACCAUGGUGUUAAUACAUUGGUCCCAUCAGUUUCACAUCGUACCAAGUGCUCAGUCAAGAUCAUGAUAAAACGCUAGAAGGGGAAACGAAGAAGCAUUAGAGGGAGAAUUUCUCAGAAGCAAUUAUAUUUAUGACAAAGACCUCAAGGUAUUGUUUGCUUCACCCUGUUUUUUUGUGAUGUCUAUUCCUAACUCCUAAUUCAUUAAAUGUUGUCAAUCUAGAAAGGCAGGUUGGUGAUAAUAUGAGUUGGUAUAUACUUUCUGGCAAUAUAUAGACACUAGUGUCUAAACUGGAAACCCUGGUGGCAUAGUGGUUAAGUGCUAUGGCUGUUAACCAAAAGGUCGGCAGUUCGAAUCCACCAGGCACUCCUUGGAAACCCUAUGGGACAAUUCUACUCUGUCCUAUAGGGUCACUAUGAGUCGGAACUGACUUGAUGGAAAUGGGUUUUUUUUUUUUUUUUUUAAUUUUAUUGUGGUUUAAGGGAAAGUUUACAAAUCAAGUCAGUCUCUCAUACAAAAAUUUAUAUAUACCUUGCUAAGUACUCCUAGUUGCCUUUUUUUUUUUAAAUGUCUAAAUUAUUUACCCUAAUAAUUAUAUUUCUUGCCAUUUAUUCCAAGUAAAUAAUAACAAAUGUGAACAGGAAUCUCUGCACAAAGAUGUGCAUCAGAAAGGAAAACAAUCAGCUAAAUGCUCAACAAUGGGAACUAAACAUGAGACAAAUGCAUCCAAAAAAUAUUUUUUUAAAGCACGGGGAAAUGUUUAUGCAAGAAUGACAAGUAACAACACAGAACUGCAAUGUAUACAUGGUUACUGCUAAGGAGUGAACUUUCAGGUGACUUAAAUUUCCUUUGUAUUUUUUUUUAUUUUAAAACUCUUCUAUAAAUGGACAUGUAUUACUUUUAUUUUUAAAAAUAACAUUUUUUAAACUAAAGAAAGAUACUGUUUCCUUUUACAUAUAAUGUCCCAGGCCAGGAUACCUGAAAUAUGACAAGGAAGAGGUUCUUUUGUUCACUCUGAGCUGACUCCACUUUUUCCUGUAGCCUUUCUAUUUGCUCCUCAAGAGCCCCAUCUUUCCUGUCACUGCUUCUGUCAUCAUCAUCACUUCGCUACAGGACACAAAGGAACAAAAGGAAAACAUUAUUGAGAAGUACAACGUAUUAAAUCCUAUUAAAAAUGGAAAUUAUUUUAUGUCUGGUUAAUACUAUUUAGACUUUGUCAAAGAUCUGUUGUGGUUCCAGAUACACAGUCUUCUCACUCAGAAGUUUUAUUUAUCUCGGCCCAGAAUAUUGGAGUCCCUAGAUGGUCCAAGUGGCUAAGCACUCGACUAAUAGCUGAAAAGAUUGUUCUGAACCCACCCUGAGGUACCUCAGAAGACGGGCCUGGUGAUCUGCUUCUGCAAGGGUUUUCAGCCUUGAAAACCCUAUGGAACAGUUCUUCUCUGACACGUGGGGUCGCUAUGAGUCGGAAUCGACUCGACAGCAACUAGCAACAACAACAGAGUAUUUACCUAGGCCAGGGAAAUCUAGUUGUACCUAUCUUGGGUGACAGUGGUGGGAAAGUAUGCCAUAAAGCAGUAGUGAGCUACCUUUUUUGCAAGACAGGCCUUUUAGGAAGAAAAAGAGUGUCACAUUUUUCCUCUAUUCAAAAUGAAAACAAGGAACAACAACAAAAAAAUGAAAACAGCUUUGAGCCCCAUGAAAAACUGUGUAUUCUUUAAAAAAAAAAAAAAAAGAUUUUAUUUGUCUUAUCAAGAACGGAAACCCUGGUGGCAUAGUGGUUAAGUGCUACGGCUGCUAACCAAAAGGUUGGUAGUUUGAAUCUACCAGGCACUCCUUGGGAACUCUAUUGGGCAGUUCUACUCUGUCCUAUAGGGUCGCUACGAGUCGGAAUCAACUUGACGGCAACGGGUUUGGUUUUUGGUUGUUAAGAACAUAGGAAGUAAAACAUACACCAAUUCAACACUUUCUACAUGUUCCAUUUAGGGACACUGAUUACAUUCUCUUGAGUUGUGUAACCAUUCUCACCCUCCUUUUCUGAGUUAUUCCUUCUACAUUAACAUAAAGUCAUUGCCCCCUAAAGUGCCUAUCUAAUCUUUAGAGUUGCUUGUCACUUUGAUCCCAUAUAGAUAGAUCUUAAAAGAGCAUAAUGCUCAAAGCAAACGUUCUUUAUUAAUUAAGCUAAACUAUUGUUUGGUUUUAAGAAGACCUUAGGGGAUACUUCUGGUUUAAGAUUUAAAGAUUAUCUCAGGGCAACAGGUUCAAGGAUUUAUCCAGCCCCCAUGGCUCCAGGAAGUCUGGAGUCUAUGAAAAAUUUAAAUUCUGUUCUGUAUUUCCCCCCUUUUAAUCAGGAUACUUCUAUGAUAUCUUUGAUCAGAAUGUUCAGUAAUGGUAGCAGGGCACCAUCCAGUUCUUCUGGUCUCAAGGCAAAGGAGACAGUUGUUCACGGAGGCAGUUAGCCAUACAUUUCAUAUCUUCACCCUAUUUCUGACUCUCCUUCUUCCUCUGGAAAAACUAUUCUUUUAACUCUGCCAUUCUUUAUUCAACAAAGUAAAUGACCCAAGAAAAAACUGACAGUGCUUUUCAUCGCUAUUUGACCAUAUGAGCAGUAACAACAGGGAGGCAGUUUGCGAAAAGAAUGGGCCACAUGGCAAACCCGGGUAGGCCCUCAUGUCGCUCAUGAAUCACUUGCUGCUCUUCCUCAUCACAAUUCAGAAAUGGCUACGAAUGGCCGGUAACAAUUCAGGACACUCUGCUGGCAGUUAUGAGCUCACUAUACUUCUGCAAAGCUUUACAGCUCCCUCCCCGCCAGCCCUGAGGAGUGCACAGCAUUAGCUUAGGCUUAAAAAAAAGGAGUGGGGGGACAGAAAAAACAAGAUAUAUAUUAAUCUUCACAAAUGAGAAAGGGAAAUCUCUUCAUUUUAUAGAUAAAAGGACUAGGAUGAGACAGGUCAGACAACGUUCCCUGCGUCACACAGCCAGAAACGGGCAGAGCCAGAACGCAGGCAUGUUGUAUAGCAAGGUCCUUUUGGUAAGAACAGGGGCAUCACUGAACCUAGAAAGCCUAGCAAUCCCUCCAGGCAAUACUCUACUGCUAAGACCCCAUCUCUGCUAGACUACUCCAGUCCAUAAGAGAAGUUAUAAAAAACCUCACCCCUCCCCACCAUUUUCAUAGAACUUGCUUUUAUAUUUAGCAUGGCACCUGUUAUGGGGUCCACCUUAUGUUCUAGGCAACUCAGUACGUGUUUGUCUUCUCCCAGCACCAUACUGGGGUAUGACUGAGAGCAGCACUGAGCAAGACAGCUUUCUGUGAUGAUGGAAAUGCUAUAUACAUCUGUAUUGUCCAUUAUAGCAGCUACUAGCCACAUGUGGCUAUUGAGCCCCCGAAAUGUGACUCGUGACUUGUAUUUAAUUUUAAUUAAAUUUAGUCACACGUGGCUAGUGACUUCUGUACUGGACUUGGUACUUAGGGAAUAGUAUGGCAUGAGGUAAAGUCUUUGGGAUUUGACAGACCUGGGUCAGAUCCUAGGUCUGUCAUUUACUAGCUAUGUAACCUUUAACAAGUUACGUAGUUAACUGCUCUGAGUCUCAGUUUAUACAUCUAUAAAACGGGAAUACUAUUUACCUCGCAGUGUUUUAGGUUUAUGAGUGUGUAUGUUUACAUACUUAAAUAUACACUACAUACAUACACACACAUUUAAGUGUAUGAUCUGUACUGAGCCCGGCACUUGAACUUGGUACAGUUCAUCAAAAUCAUUAAACUUGUUUAUUGUGUAAAUUAACACUGGAAAAUACUGUCACAAAGAAUACUGGUACCAUUAUGCUAAAUCACACUAUACAGUCAGCUCGCUGCUUCCUCAAAAAAAUGGCUAAAAUACUAAACCUCUCAUUCAUAUAGAGUCCUGGUGGCAUAGUGGUUAAGAGCUAUGGCUGCUAACCAAAAGGUCGGCAGUUCGAAUCCACCAACUGCUCCUUGAAACCCUGUGGGCAGUUCUACUCUAUCCUACAGGGCCGUUAUGAGUCGGAAUUGACUUGAAGGCAAUGGGUUUAGUCUGGUUUUCUCAUUAAUAUAAGAAAUAUUUUGUAAACCUGGAAAGACUGCCCCACAAUGCUUCACAGUACUUAGGAAGUAGUAAGUAUUUACAUUCUCUCCCACUUCCCCUCUUGUACCAGAAACUCUUAGAGAAAUACAAGUGUCCUCUUUCCUUCUUCUACCCUGUUAGUAGGGCAAACAUGAAGCUGAGCUAGAGGGUGUGAACUAUGGAGAAAUUGUUUCCACCUUCCUUAACAGGUUCACCAUGCAGAAUAACAGCACACAGCAACGGACCACCUAUCGAUCCUCUUCCACUUCUACACACAGCUCUGCAUAAUUCAAAAACCAAAAACCAAACCCAUCGUGCCGUGUGUCAAACUAACUAGGGCUCAGGAAAAACAAAUCACCAUCAAGGUAACAGACGCUAACUAUUCUCAAGAGUUUCUGGUAUACCUUCUUUAAAAGUGAAAACAAGGCUUACCCGUUUGUGUUGCCUUGCAAGUUUUUCUUUAGCUUCUUCUAGCUCUUUCUGGAUCUUCAGAACAUGUUUGCUCAUCUUACGAAUUGUGGAGUGCAAGAUUUCCCAAACAAACAAUCU